Ophidiomyces ophidiicola is the source of this 642-nucleotide messenger RNA. RefSeq lists its product as uncharacterized. The coding region runs from base 1 to 642 and encodes 213 amino acids. Lineage: Eukaryota; Fungi; Ascomycota; Eurotiomycetes; Onygenales; Onygenaceae. The transcript has a single exon. The record is from RefSeq and is a predicted model, not a curated record.
AUGCUCAGCAAGUCGAGCAAAUCUUCCACCACGCAAUCCUUGCAACAGUCAGGGAACCCCAAGUCAACUGUUGCCCCUACGCCAAAGGGGGAUAACAAACAAAAGGCUUUAGCAGUAAAGAAGUCCCAGGAGGAGGCGUUGGCUAGACUCCCCUUAAAUAUGCUUUACAUUGCUCUUUACAUUCGCUCGGACCCUCCCAAUGCAAAUGAUUUCCAUUGGGGUUAUUAUCUCCACAGGCAGCCUACAGGAGGAACCAAAUACCAUAUCAAGAACCUAGGUGCUGGGUGGAUAACCGAUCACGGCCCGACAGGCGGCGUUUUCAAGUCGAACUUCCUCUGCGUCCUCGUUCAGAUCGCAAACGUCCCGCAAGCGAGACACGUCCAGCUUGAUCAAAUCAUGAGAAUGCAUGACAACCAAGUCAAUUCGAUUCCCAACGUCACCUGCCGCGUGUGGGUUCUGACUAUCUUGCAAGAGCUGAUUCUGACUAUCUUGCAAGAGCUGAUUCAGCAUGGAAUAGUCCGCUGUAGCAACAUUCUCGCGCUGCAACAAGAAUGUUUAGAAAUUGGGAACCAGCAUCGCGCCGCGGCUGCGCAGAAUAACCAGCCCCGGCCUGUCGUCUGUUCAAGCGUGUGCCUUUUUUAA